AUGGCACCAUCACCAGCAUCGCUGCCACUGCAUGCGCCACAUGCCACGCGACAAGCGCAAGUCACAAUAAAUCCACCAUUUGUGCUGGGACGCGCGCCUUGGUGGCGGACGACGGUACCUACACCGCGAAGUCAGCGAAAGCGAAAAAUCUCAUUUGCCGCGGCAUUGAAGGAUUUCCUGCAAAAUGUGUCAUUCCAUUGUUAUGACAAAUUAGUUGAGCCGCAUCGGCGUUUUCACGAACGUUUCUUUUGGAUUGUUUUCCACAUCACCACGUUGAGCGUACUGGUUGUUUUCCUCCGCAGCACCUACUUUUUCGAUGGAAACUUCCUAAGCACCACCAUUUACGAUCCAUUGUUCCCAAUACGCAAAGUGCCCUUUCCUACUUUUUCAAUUUGCUCACUAAAUCGCAUUUCCAAUGCCUCGGCCACAAGAUAUGCCCAGAAGUUACAAAUGGUUGAUCCACAAAAACGCGGGGUUAAUUAUUUUUACAAUCACAUACGCAAAUUGAGUUAUGCGUACACUAAAGAGAUCGAUAAUGAUGGAAAUUAUGAAGAUAUCUUGGAAUUUCAGAACUUUUUGGAUAUCUACGACACCUUGGACACGGAUGCGUCUUACAAUACCAGAGGUCGCAUGAGAGAGUUUUAUCUAUAUUCCUACGGUAAUAAUGCAGAAGUUUCCAGUGGUGCGGUAACCGAACGUUUGGUAGAAACUGGUAUGCAAACAUACGUAUCUAUAGUGCCGAGUAUUAUGGAAACUGUCAAUGAAGCACGCAUACUGCCGCCAUCUGUGCGUAAAUGUUAUUUUGCAGAUGAGCAACCUCGGGUCUAUGGCAAAAAAUACAGUUUCAAUAAUUGCAUUACACGUUGCCGUAUGCACAGCAUGUUGGUGUUGUGCAAUUGUUUGAUUUUCACGUACCCCGAACAUUUGCUAGACGUAGGCACGGAUUUUGUUUACUGUACGCUGCGGCACAAGACAUGUUUGGAACGAUAUUACUUCAAAUGGUCCAAUGUCAUAACUGAACGCGCGAAUAUUCCUGGUCUUGAACGAGAAAUGGAGGAUUCCUUAUAUUGCCCUCAGUGUUUGCCGCUCUGCUCAUCGUUUCGUUACGCCGUUGAUCUCAAUGCUUUGCCAUUGAAUCCAUAUAACAUUGAACCAUUUCCCCAAAUCGGCCUGUCGAAUAUUUCGAGUUUUGCAGUGAUUAAAGUUUACUUUGGCACCUCCCAUAUUCAAUACUUCAGGCGCAUACUUACCGACGACUGGGUUGAAGCUCUCGGUUUUAUUGGCAACUUGGUGAGCAUCGUUACUGGCUUCUCCUUGGUUGGUGUUUGCGAGGUUUUCUAUUUUUUUGGCCAUCAACUGAUUAUGGGUUUUAAAAGUGAAAUGGCGUCCGACAGAAAAGGGAAAAAGGACAAACAGAAAACGCCUUUGCUAAUAUUGCCAUGAAUUUCUUAUAUUCUUACUCCAGAUUAAAAAAAAAAAUUUAUAUUCACCUUAC
Molecule: messenger RNA, 1495 nt
Organism: Anastrepha ludens (Mexican fruit fly)
Lineage: Eukaryota; Metazoa; Arthropoda; Insecta; Diptera; Tephritidae
Gene: ppk24
Product: pickpocket protein 11
Exons: 8
Coding region: 1-1443 (480 amino acids)
Biological process (GO): sodium ion transmembrane transport
Cellular component (GO): membrane
Molecular function (GO): ligand-gated sodium channel activity
Source: RefSeq, a predicted model, not a curated record